AUGGCUGACGUAGCGAAAAAAGAAUCCGAUGACCAGGGAGUUGUUUCCCUUCCUAGGACAGUUGAGAGUCUCCACCCUCUCAUGAGGACUUGGACAUACUGGUACCUUAAUGAUGAUCGUUCUUCUGAUUGGGAAGACCGUUUGAAGCCUGUAUGCACUUUCAAGACUGUUGAAGAGUUCUGGGCUCUAUACAAUAAUAUUAGACCUCCUAGUGGUUUGAGCAGUACCUGCGAUUAUAAUGUUUUCAAAGAGAACAUUCAACCUAUGUGGGAAGUUCCUCAGAAUCAAAACGGAGGCCGUUGGCUUAUUAAUAUCGAUAAAAAUCGACCCGCUGAACUUAUGGAUUUGAUUUGGUUGGAAAUUCUGAUUGCCAUGAUUGGAGAGCAAUUCGGAGAAGAUAUGGAAUACAUUUGUGGUCUUGUAUGCAACGUCAGAUCUAAAGGAAGCAAGAUUAGUGUUUGGACUAAAGAUUGCAAUGCUGAAGAAGUAAACAUGAGAAUUGGACAAGUGUUGAAGCAAAAACUUUUGUCUGCUGAUGUUCCUAAGAAUAUGCCAAAUCCAUUGUUCGAUAUUUUACGUUAUGAAGAUCACGACAGUUGUCAGAAGAAGAGUGGAAGUACCGUUAAGGCCAAGCUUUCCAUAAGUGCUGUUGACUUACCUGAGAGAUCAUAA
Molecule: messenger RNA, 672 nt
Organism: Auanema sp. JU1783
Lineage: Eukaryota; Metazoa; Nematoda; Chromadorea; Rhabditida; Rhabditidae
Source: the annotation of a GenBank genome assembly